AGACAGGGGGACUCAGUUGGUCUGCAGCGGCCGCUGGACUGGUGUGAAAGUGCGCCGUCUCAUUUCCUCGGCGCUGCGGAGGACGGUGGGGUGGGGAAGGGCCCGAGGCCGCUGCGGCCCUGCCUUGUCGUUCCCUCUGGAAGAAGGAGUCCCAGGUCGCCCUGUCUCUGCGCCCCCUCGCCCCGCCCGGACGUUCACGGCGGGGCGUUAGACCUCUUUCUCCGGCUGCAGCGCUUGGUCGCCUCCCAAGGAGCGGGUGAAUAUGAGCCGUUUCUUGGUGCGCAGAGCCCACCGCCCCUCCUCUCUGAGGCAGGUAAAGAAGAGCGAGGUCCGGGUAUACGGCCAGAGAGAAGAAAAACAAAUUGAGCACCUAGGAUGUGAAAGCUCCUCUUCUUUCUAAAGGAACCAUAUUGUUUGCAAGAUGGAUCGGAGUAAGCGAAAUUCAAUAGCAGGAUUUCCACCACGCUUGGAGCGUGUUGAAGAUUUUGAUGGGGGUGGCGGAGGCGAUGGGUCCGUGUCCCAGAUGGGCAGAGUUUGGACUUCUUCAUACAAGGCCUUGAUUAGUGCCUUUUCAAGACUUACACGACUUGAUGACUUUUCUUGUGAGAAAAUAGGAUCUGGUUUCUUCUCUGAGGUGUUCAAGGUGCGGCACAAAGUAUCUGAUCAGGUUAUGGCUUUGAAGAUGAACACGCUAAGCAGCAACAGAGCAAAUAUGCUGAAAGAAGUCCAGCUCAUGAAUAGACUUUCACAUCCAAACAUAUUAAAGUUUAUGGGCGUCUGUGUACAUCAAGGACAACUGCAUGCCCUUACUGAGUAUAUCAACUGUGGUAACCUAGAACAGCUGUUGGAUGGUAAUCAACAUCUGCCCUGGACAGUAAGGGUGAAGCUGGCACUGGACAUUGCUCUGGGACUCACUUACCUUCACUAUAAAGGCAUUUUCCAUCGGGAUCUGACAUCCAAGAACUGUUUGAUAAAGCUUGAUGAGAAUGGAUAUUCUGCUAUAGUUGGUGACUUUGGCUUAGCAGAGAAAAUCCCCGAAUUCAGUGAGAAACUGCCAGUGGUGGGCUCUCCUUACUGGAUGGCACCUGAAGUGCUGAGAGAUGAGCCAUAUAAUGAAAAGGCGGAUGUAUUCUCGUAUGGCAUCAUUCUUUGUGAGAUUAUAGCAAGGAUCCAGGCAGAUCCAGACUAUCUCCCUCGCACAGAGAAUUUUGGGUUGGAUUAUGAUGCUUUCCAGCACAUGGUGGGAGAUUGUCCCCCUAACUUCCUCCAGUUGGCCUUCAACUGCUGCAAUAUGGACCCAAAAUUACGUCCUUCAUUUGCUGACAUUGUCAAGACACUGGAGGAAAUUCUAGGGAAUUUGAAAAGUGAGGAGGCUGAAAGAGAAAGAAAGCUCCUAAAUCUGGACAGCACAGAUCGAAAACCCAUCUCAGUUUCCAAAGGUUUACUAGAGAGGGGACAAGGAUUAAAAAGGCUAAGUUCACUGGAUGACAAGAUUCCACCUAAAUCACCCCGUCCACGGCGCAAUAUCUGGCUAUCACGCAGUCAGUCAGACAUAUUCUCUCGCAAACCUUGCUGCAAGAUAAAUGUUCAGGACCCCUACUAUACACCAAGCAAAGGGGCAAAUCGGAAAGUCAAUCCUUUCAAUUCUAGGGAAGACUUGAAAGGUGGGAAGGUCAAAUUUUUUGAUUUGCCAAGCAAAUCUGUUAUAUCACUUGUAUUUGACUUGCACUCGCCGGAGGCAGAAGGAUGUCUGAAGAUGAACCAGACCCCAUUCCGGCAGACUUCUAACACUGACUGGCUGGACUCCUCUUUUCUUCCUGCAAGACGGAGCAGAUCACUUCCAGGAUCUCUUGAAUUUGUGCAUAAAGAUUAUAGAACAUUUGGGGAUCUCUCUUCAACCAUUGGUAGAUGUGAUCCCAGCCAGCUGGGGGCUGAAAUGCGGCAGAAGCUACUGAGCAGCAGUCAGUAUGGAGUGUCUGAGAUUCCUCCUUUUCAGGCCAAACAUCAUAGGCAGGACUUGCCUUCUCCUCCUCUGCAAGAGGAGGAGAUGGACUAUUCUGAUGGACUGGAGCCCCAAGAUGAAAAUGGGUACUGCCCUGUAAAUUUUGCUAAGGAAGCAGAACUCGGAAAGCCCAGGGGGCAAGUUGCCCAGAAUGUAGAUGGUAUCUUGGCACAUAAUUUAGACCAUUCAGAAAAUAGAUCCUCAGAGAUGUUUAUGAGCUGCAUCUCCUCUGAAGAUAUGGAAGUUGAAGAUGAAACUCAAAGGAACAUGCCUUCCACUAGGUCGGAGUCUUCCAAACUAUUGUUCAGUGUUAACCCUUCCCCACAGUCUGGCAGAGAAGCCUCUCUUUUUGAGGCAGUGGAUAGUGACAUCUCAAAUCUUGUUUCUCUGCCAUCUUCAAAUGCACCAGCAUCAGUAUGCGAGCAAUCAAAAUGUGACAUUUAAAGUUCAGCCAUGAUACCAUGGUGGCAUAUUCCUCCCAACUCUUUGCUUUUUUAAUUUUCUAUGUCAGAAUACUCUAGCAAAGUGUAGCAACCAGACCAGUCCAUUUGGAGAGAGAGCAUGUAUGUCAGUGUGUGAGAGAUAAUAAUCCCUUACUGUACCUCAGGAGGCAGCUACUGCAGGUGGAAGGGGAGAACGAUAUCUCCAUGGAACGCCUGGAUCAAUGCAAGGCCAUAAAUAUGGGAUCCUAGGCUUGCCUCUACUUAGAAGCCAUUUUCUGUCUGUGUACACAGCUUAGAUCCCAUUUAAGAAAUUCUUCCAAACUUGGCAGCAUCCUUUAAAAAAAAUCUAUAACUCUCUUUUUGUGUCCCUUCUUGGGAGCUGCUGUGCAGGUAUAAAGGACCUCUUAUUGAGUAUAACAAGAUGGAAAUUGGCAAUGCUGGGACAACAUAGAUAAGGUGGUAGCAUCCUGUACCUCUGUUGUAAUGACAGGUUCAUAGUGCUGGCUUGAAACCCAAAGUUCCACUGAAGAAAGUCAGACUUCACUGCUGGAGCUAAAUUUCCUACCUCUUCCAAUCCAGUUUCAAAUACUGGAAGCAAACAGCUCAGAUUCCUACUUCAAGCAUUCCUUGUCCAAUUAUUACUUGCUUUGGUCACCUUAAGAAAGAGGUCGAUCCCAUUUUCCUUAAGCAAUAAUAGGUGCUGUGCAACCAAAUGCCUAUUCAGUAAAUUUGAAGUGCACAAAGAGGAUGAACAGCUGUGUGUUUGUAACUCUUCAGUAUCUCCAAUUCUAUAUUGUAGAAGAAAUUAAGUGUAUAACCACCCAAGUGUUUGACAUGGGAGCUCUUAAAAGUAAGCCAACCCUUCCGCAGCAGCAUUCUCUUAAAAUCCAGCUCUGUCCAGCUCUUUGUGCAACUCUUCAAUCAGCCUCUCCAUGUAGGUCAGUCACACACUCUGAACAGAUGUGUGCACAUAUGGAAACUUGGUCUGUAUUUACAUUAUGUAUAACUUACAAGUACCUCACUUGAGAUUCCUCCAUUGGAAGAGGGAUGCUUGUUCACUAGACUCUGACUGUAGCUGCAGAAAUAGUACUUCCAGUCCUCACUAAUCUCUCUCUGAGUAUCAAGUCCAGCACAAUGCUCAAUGUAGAGAGAAGUUAGUAUGUGCUGAAUAAGAGGGAUUGGGGUCCCAAGUCUUGACUCUAGUCCCUUAUUUUAAUAUAAUAGGCUAAUGAGAACUCCCCUGUGGGGAAGAAAUAAAAAAGCAGUGCUGCUUCCUGAUGUGUGUAGCUGUCCUCUCUUAUUAACCCCUCAAAAAGGAACCAUAAAAACGGUGAAAGUCCACAAAAAGUAUCAAGCAAUAACUUGGGGAUCACAGAUAUGGAAAUAUUUGAAAAACAGGUAACAAUAUCUUGCCUAAGAGUUGCUUGUUGCAACCUUGACAGCAGAAAAGUCUUUUUGCAAUCUAUGCUUAUCUAUAAAGGAGCCCUUAACAAUGUCAAGUUCCUUCCGGAGAACUCCCCACAGCUAUUUUUUGCAUGCAUUUUUUUAAGACAGUGAAAAAUAAAUGUGUUACCAUCUCACUGCACACUUAGGAUAUAGUAACAUUUUGUUUCUCCAAGGAAGAUGCAUUUACUCUUGAUCAGUGCAUGGAUACUGAAAGAACUGAGCACUGGAGUCUGCUUUAGAGGCCAUGAAAGGAGUCCACACUUCUGUAGUUGAUGUGUGAGCUCCUAGAACCCUGUAGCCUUUAGAUGUUUGACUUGUACUCUUACUGUUUUGUGAAGAUUUAAACAAGUGGCCUCUCUGAUUUUGCUUCAUCUAUGUUUUUCCUGCUUUCAUGCAGUUUUUCUGCAAACAACCUAUCAGAUGUGGUAUUCUUUCUUGAGCUGGGGGAGAGGGUCGUUUAUAUGGCUGCUCUGCAAUCUUAUCAGAAUGCUAGUGCAAUGCUUUAGUCUCUUAUCCUGGUACAGAAAGCAUGACAUUUCUCCAGCCCACACUGUAAUGGAGUUCUUUUUGAAGGAGCUUGGUAGAAGCCAAUUCCUUGGUCAUUGUGUGGCUAAAAAUUAAUGUAUACUGUCCACUUUUACAACCUGUAAGAGUCCCUGGCCCCAUGGCCUUCUGGGUAUGCAGUCUAGAGCCAGUAUUGCACAGCAGCUGUUGGCCAUUAGCUGUAAUGAAUACAGAUUGUGGCAAGACAUUGGCAGUGCUUUGUACAAAUACAAUAGUGAAUUUUGCUUUUAUCAUGUUUUUGAUUUGCUGACAGAUGCAUCUUGCUUUCUUACAAGCGACCUGCAGACCCAUCUAAGAUCCCCAAUCUGUUUUUAAUUCACUCAAUCUUUCUAUGUUACAUUUAUUAAACACGUAAUAGCAGCAAUACUUGUAACUGAUUGGUGAAAGAUGACUGUGUAUAAUUGUAUGUAACAAAUUGCUACCCCAGCAGAAGACAGGAGUAUGAUAGGUUUAUUCUUGGUUGCUGUAUCUUGUCCAAGAACACUGGUGUUUCUUGCCAGUUUAACUACAGACACUUGAAUAAUUCCUCUUUGCACUUAAUGCUGCUGUUUAUACUGCAUGUCACUACAUUUCUAUGCAAAAAUAACUUUUGGGGCAGCCAAAUAUUUGAUUAAGGUUUAAAGAUCUUUGCAAGAUCUAUUUUCAUAUUUAUGAAGGAAUUUUAUGUCUUAAUAUUUGCAGUCUGUAAAUAGCUAAACUUUGUCAUUAAAUCUUAGGAAAAAAAGUCUGUAGCCUGUGUAUAAUUUAACACUGCCAGAAAAGAAUCUUUAUGAAACAUUUUUCUAAUACUGCAGAUAUUUAUGGAUGUGUAAAGAAGGCAAAUAUUGGUUUUUAUGUUUUACUUGGUCUGACUUUUUUUCCUGAACUACAGCAGCAGUAUGUUUUACUGGAACUGAAAUAAGUAACCAAAGAUGAAUCUAGUUUAAAGUAUUUGAAUGUUUUCUUUGUCAGUUUUUGUAAACUGUUUCCCAAUUUGCUUUCAGAAUAAAAACAAAUAAAUCUACUUUUGUGGUUGAAAAGAGAGCUAAGAAAGAAAGCUCUACCCUGGAUUCAGCAUUCUCUGACCACCAGAGCAAGAGCUGCUGUGCUAGCAUAAGGGCGAGAAUAAUGGAGUAUGAAAUAAUAAUGCAGUAUGAAAUCCAAUGAAACAGUUGCAUUUCUUGUGCAACUUUUAAGGGAUGUGAUAGUCUGCUUCUUUGGUAAAUGUCUGAUUUCACAGAGGUUCCUUUUAUAGUAUUUUAUGAUUCCUUUUUUUCAAGCUACAAAGAGACAGUUACUAUUUAUUUGUUGUGUGGAAUUCAGAUUUCCCCCCCCCAAAAAAGGUGGUGUUUCUAUUUCCAACUACCCAACAGUAUGCGGCUUAGAAAAUACACCCCCCACUUUCAUUCUGAUCUUUCAUCAAAGCUAUGCUUUGAACUAAAGUGUCAUCAUUCUGUUUCCCACAGUGGUCAAGUCACGUUUCCAUAAAGUCAGGAAGGAAUGCAUAAACAGUAUCCUCCCCAACAACAGGUAUUCAGACGCAUACUGCUUCUGGCCUAUUUCAUUUGUAUUUGGCAUAAUCUUUUUUUUAGUCGUUUAACCCAGUAGUCAUCACAACAUCUUAUGUCAACAAAUCAAGUUACUGUAUAUUAAAUACUUUUAUAGUUUUAUUGAAUCAACUUUGAAUGCUUGGCUCCUAAGCAUCUUGUGCUACUUAUGUGAACAGGACUUCUGAGGACUAGCAGCUAUAACAACCUCUUGUAACACAUGCAGGGCUAGCCCAAAAGGAUAUUGUACACUAGUGUUGGCAGUGGGCGUUAUGGCACCAGUUCAGGCAAAAGUGAUAGAUUAAUAUGUUCCCUGUAUUUUCCCCGUACAACUCCUUUGUAUCUGAAACCCACAGAUCACCAUCAAUUAGGAAUAUUAGCAAUAAGUGGCAACCAGUGAAUUAAAAUGUACCAUUAGUGUUAGAAGCAGAAAACAAAAGUUAGAAAAGCAAAAUAAAUUUAAGCGGAAGGAAAAGAGAGAGAAGCUUAAUGUAUAAAUACAUUUGGGUAGGGGGAAGAGUAAGAAAUACUGGAUAGAUUUAGAACUUAUGGCUGAUUUGUACUGCAGGUGUGGGAAGCCUUUGGCUCUUCAGAUGUUGAUGAACUCCUAUCAUCACUGGCCACACUUGUGGGGGCUGAUGGGAGUUGUAGUUCAGUAACAUCUAGAGAGCGACAGGUUUCCCACACCUGCUGUACUGAUUUAGUUGUAUACCAAGUUUACUUGAUAAUUGUGCUAUGACCAUCAAUUCUAAGCUGCAAUAUACAGGAGUGUCAGGCACCCACACAUGGAAGCUUUGCUCCUCCCUUUUUGUGAGCUGUGAAACAAGCCAGGAAAUCCCAGUUAAGCAUGGUUUCCUGUUCCCACUAUGAACAGAUGGUUAAUAGCUGCCAAACAAGCUAAGAUAUAUAAGCAAACCUAAAACCUUAACUCCAUAUUUUGGCUUGUUUGGAAGCCAUUUGGGCAUAACCAAGCACUAUGAUCAACCAAGGCUUUCUGCUUGUUCACAAAAAGGAAGUUUGUGCACAGCUAAUACUUGUGCAUACUACUUCUACUGAGAUUAGAUUGCCCAAACUAGAUUGGUCAGAGGGCCAAACUACCACAGCAUGGGGAGGCCACUGUCUUUGCAACUAAUUGGUGGGAGGAUCAUUUGGCCUGAGAAGGAGAGUACUAACAAAACAGACUGUUUUCUUUCCCUGCUAAAGCUAGUGGUUACAAAGCUGAGUAAGAUUAAAAGCCUUUUAUAAGUAAAGGCAGCCAGCAAGAGAUUAAAUCUCUGCUGUAACAGCAUUAGUUGGCUGGGCACAUUUCCCCUCUACUAAUGCCAAACCUGACUUUAAAGGUAGCAUUGGUGAAUCGAUUUUUGACCCUUUUUUGUUUCCAGUAGGUUUUACCUAAAGUACACUCCAAAUCUUGAGCAGUUGUUUGAUUUAGUUUGAGAACAACAGAAUGCAGAGUAUGCUGCAGAUAUCUUCCUCUGCCCUUUGCAAACUAAGGUUCACAGAAGCUUCUUACUCAUUUAUUCUGCAGCAAACUUACCAUCGAACAGGCAAGUGGUAUGGGUAGAAGAAAAGCAUGAAACCUAUUUCUGAAAUUCUCUUGCAUCUUCAAGCUCUUGUGCCAUCCUCUGUGUCUCACACAUAGCUGCAGUUUUUUACCUCCUGCGCCAAAUGUUUCAACAUUAUUGUUACAGAAAAGAAUAGGCCGUAUCUAACCAAAUCAUUGCACACACUGCCAGGUUGCAGAAAUGUCAAGAGUAUAUGGGGGGGCAUGCAGUGGGAGGAAAGGGAACACUGUUGCACUUAUGGAAGUCAUUCAGUGCACACAAUUAUUUAGUUGGAUACAAUGCAAUAUUUCAUAAAGGGUGAUAAACAUGAGCAACAGCUAGACUACUGCAAGAGACAUGUUGUCGCACUGUUCGUGCCUUGUUCAAAACAGACCUGCUGGACCUCAAGAAUGUCUUUAAGCAGCAGAGUCUUGUACUAGGUUUUCUGCACAUGCCUUGUACUAGGCACUGAUGAGGCCCAUAGAACUUUGGGUGGGUUGGAAAAGUAGUUAACUAAAGACCCAAUCAUCAAAACAUGAGCUUAGUUAUAUGGCUACCAUGCACUUUUAAAAUAUGCAAAUACUGGGCACAAGCAGCAGGGUGGGAUGAAAGCACCCCCACUGCCACAUACCCUGAAGUCUGAAUGUUGUUCCUUCUCCCCUCCCUCCCUCUGCGAUUUGAAUCUUUUUGAAUACGCACUUUAACUGAAUUUACACAAUAUUGUAUCUAGUUUGGUAAGUACGCUGGUGCAUACUUACCAAUAUACAGUGCUACCUCUACUUACGAAUGCGAUCCAUUUCGGAGUACCAU
Molecule: messenger RNA, 8335 nt
Organism: Zootoca vivipara (common lizard)
Lineage: Eukaryota; Metazoa; Chordata; Lepidosauria; Squamata; Lacertidae
Gene: TESK2
Product: testis associated actin remodelling kinase 2
Biological process (GO): actin cytoskeleton organization; protein phosphorylation
Cellular component (GO): nucleus; cytoplasm
Molecular function (GO): protein serine/threonine kinase activity; ATP binding
Source: RefSeq, a predicted model, not a curated record